CCUCCAUCCCGCAACAAUGGUAUUGUUCUCCUCUGACCCCCCACACACCCCACGUCUCUAUCUCUUACUCCAAGAAACAAUACAACACGAAAAAAGUUAAAUAGCUCUCUGAAACAUUCACCAAUUAAUCAUCGAAGCAAAAACCACAAACACAAGCACACAAAAUGUCUCAGCAAACAAAUAACAACGACGUCGACAGAGCUGUCCCAGCUCCCAACACUAACCUAAACCGGGUAACAGCCCAAUUCCCACUCCCGCCUUUCUUGUUAACCACUCUGCAAGGCAUCUCCUUUGCUCGGGCACCAGGCACUAUCCUGCAUCCCGAUGCUUUAGCGGCCUCGGCGCUACCGUCCAUUGCUGAGGUAGCCUACACCCACAAUCCGCACCCACAUACGGAACAAGAACCCGGCACCCGUCCAGCAAGUCCAGCAAGUCCAUCAAGUCCAUCAAGUCCAGCAAUUCCAGCAACUCCAGCAACUGCAGCAACUGCAGCAACUGCAGCAGCAGAACCACCAGUCGUCCUUUUCAGAAGAGACCCCCUGAUCCCGACCCCCCUCCAACAAAGCCGCGACCACAAAUGCCCGCACUGCCUCUGGUCCUUCGCCUCUGCAUGGGAGCUAAGACGGCACUUACUCAGCAUCCACGGCAUCGCGCCCGAGACUCCAGAGCCAAAUGUCCGAAAACACAAAUGCCCCGUCGAGAACUGCGCCCGCUCAUUCGACUGGCUGCCCGAAUUAACCCGGCACCGGCUCUCCGCGCACAACCUCGAACCGCCGCCUCCGACCGAGGAGGAGAUCGCGAAGCAGAAGGAGAGGGAGGAGGAGUUGAAGGAAUGGGUAGCAGGCAGAGGAGAGAGGAGAGAGGCCGCUAUACGGAGGUUGGAGGCGAAGGGGAUAUUCACGUGUCGGUUGGACAAUUGUCGGAAGAGUUUUAGUUCGGAGAAGGGGAGGGCGCACCAUGAGAAAAUGGCUAGGGAUGGAAGGGGGAUUAAGGGACAUAGGAAGAAGUAG
Messenger RNA from Mollisia scopiformis, 1010 nucleotides. RefSeq lists its product as uncharacterized. Gene Ontology annotation, biological process: regulation of transcription by RNA polymerase II. Gene Ontology annotation, cellular component: nucleus. The record is from RefSeq and is a predicted model, not a curated record. Bases 165 to 1010 code for a protein of 281 amino acids. The transcript has a single exon. NCBI's taxonomy places the organism in Eukaryota, Fungi, Ascomycota, Leotiomycetes, Helotiales, Mollisiaceae.